CGCAACAAGAGAAGAGACAGGCUGUAAACUGCAAAGGAAAAGGAACAAUCAAAUAGGGGAAGAGUAGUUGCUGGCAGUGGAAGGUUUGCUGGGAAAAAGAAACAGCUAAAAUGGCUUAUAUGAAGACUGUAACAGCAGGUCAAUCGUUUGAUAAUCAGGAUAAUUCCACUUUGGCUCUACCGCCGCCCGAAAGAUUGAGCACUUUGGCCCGAGUGGAUAGUGAACGCAGAGUCAACAACCAAGUACGCAUGAUGAUGCAGAAUAAGAAAAAUCAGUCGACUAUUAAAAGAGACGCGUCAAAUGGGCAAUGGAAUGCAAGCCAAAAAGACAUUAUUGACCUUGGAAAUAGAAUGCAAAGUUUUACUAUGAAGAUCCAAGGGUCUCAGAGGCACAAGACUUCACUCUAUGACGGUACUAUGAAUGGAUUUUCUAAAGUGGAAGACAACUAUCUUUAUGGAACUGGAAUCGCAAGAGGGAAACGGCACAAGAGUGUGUUAACUUCAUACAGUGUGAAGGGGAGCAGAUCAACUAGUGCCCCAUCAUAUCACAAAUAUUCUGGUCCAUACAGUCCACAAGGUGAUGAUGUCUUUGCCUAUGGCAUUUCAUCCAGCCGAAGUGAACCAGAUCUUCUUAAUGUUGGAACUUCAGCAACAAUUAAACGAUUAAGAAGCCAGCGCAGAUCGUUAGGCCGGAGCAGGCGUUACUUUGGGAGAGGAUCCAGGUCCAUGCGGUCUCAUACUCUUCCAGAUACCAGAAGUCCUGAAAACUCUAGGUUUAAACAGUCAAUCAUGCAGCUUCAAGCUCCAAAGAGAGAUGGUUCCAGAAGGAAAGUAGAUGGAGUGCGAGAAAUCAGUGGAGACUUUAAUUUACAUAAAGCGGUGGCUCUUUUAAGCAGUCCAGAUCACAGUACUCUGGUUUCUGCUUCUUCCUACAUACAGAAUGAAUGUUUUAAGGAGGACAGCGCUAAAUCAACGAUUUACCAAUUGGGUGCAAUCCCUCAACUAAUUAACCUUUUGAAAGUCAAUAGUAUCUAUGUUCAGCAGUCAGCAUGUGCAGCCCUCCGAAAUGCAGUCUUUAGGAAUGCCACCAACAAGUUGGAGGUAAAGAAGCACGAUGGAAUCAAACAAAUACUUCAGCUGCUGAGAGAAACAACUGACCCAGAAACAAAGAAGCAAAUAACUGGACUUUUGUGGAACCUUUCAUCAUGUGACACUUUAAAGGACGAUCUAAUUAAGGAUGCCUUAACAAUACUGACUGACUCCGUGAUCAUUCCAUAUGCUUCAGUUAAAAAUCAAGGAACCAUGGACUCAGAAAUAUUUUACAAUGCUUCAGGGUGUUUAAGGAACCUGAGCUCAGCUGGGCAGAGCAGCCGGCAGCAGAUGCGAAACACUCCUGGUUUUAUUGAUUCUCUCAUGUCUCAUGUUCAAGGAUGCCUUGCUGUGGAUCAAGCUGAUGAAAAGUCUGUUGAAAACUGUGUCUGUAUCCUCCACAACCUCUCAUACCACUUGGAUUCAGAAGUGCCAAGUGCAUUUGCCCAUCUCAGUGAGCAAGCAGAUGUGCAGCAUACCAAAAAAAUGUCAAAGAUGUCUUCUGUAGGCUGUUUCAGUCCUGGAGCAGAUUAUUUUGAGGAGACAGAUUUAUGUAAUACGUAUUUCACUCAAGAGGAUGACAAUCCCAAAGGAGUUAACAACCUCUUCCAUUCGAAAGCAGUUAAAAUGUAUGCAUCACUGUUGGAUAAAUCCAAGUCUGAUGCAACAUUGGAAGCCUCUGCUGGAGCUCUGCAGAAUCUGACAGCCGGCAACAAAGUGUCGUCCUAUCUGAUGAGUUCGGCACUAGUGGACAGAGAGAAGGCAAGUCCAUGGGUGGCAAAGCUUCUCCAAUCUGGUAAUGCAAAUGUACAGAAGACAGCAGUUUUAUUGCUGAAUAAUCUGUCACGGCACAGUAAUCUCCAGCCACAAUUGGCUUCUCAGAUGUUACCAGGGUUAGCACGGCUUCUCCCUAGUGGACACAAUAGUACAGCUUCAGAUGACACCAUCGCUUCUGCCUGUAACAUUAUGCGAAAUCUGAUUCCUAAUAACACCAGCUUGGCAAAAACAGUGCUGCAGGGUUCUGUGUUGAAAAAUCUGAUGGGUCUAAGCAGAUCCAGCACACAUCCCUCAGCUGGGAAAGCUGCCUGCCUUUUCCUGUAUGAAAUGUGGAUGCAGAAAGAUCUGCAGAGUUUCUUCAAGAAGGAAGGAUUUUCAAAGAAGAACUUUGUAAAUGAUUUGACAUCGUCUGCAAUCAAAGUAGCACAACAGAAUGCUUUAGGAUUCAUGAGCAAAAAGUUCUGAAAUAAUAAAAGUGCUCAAAAGGUGGAUUUGAAAAUCUAUGACGAGUAAAUUUCUCUUCAACAGACUCCUGUUGCAUGGACUGAACACUGGGAAAAAAUAAGAAAAUCUAGUGGGUUUAUGGUGGGGAGAGUGAAAUUUAAAAGUAAUAUUUUUUUAACAUUUGUUUUACUUUCUAGAAUUCUAUUGCAAGUUAAAAGUUCUAUACUUUAUAAGCUUGAGAGGUAUAUCUCAUUGAAAAAUGUUCUUCAGAGUAUCUCUUCAUCCAAAUUUUUGGAUUUUUGCAAGUUUGCUAAUGCUUUAAGUUUGCUGUGGGGUAUUUUGGAUGUCAAUAUUAGUGACUUUAAGAUUUUUGUAAAUAAAUUUGAUAUUUUGAUCAUUGUUACAACCAAAAAAAACCUUUUUUUUUAAGUAAAUUAAGUUUUGUACUUGGGUAUGUUCCAGCUGGCUUCAGCUGUCUUAUAUAAUUUUAACAGACAUCAAUUUGUCAACUGCUUCUUGGAAUAGUCCUUAAAAAUGCCAGAGAGAUGAAAUAGUUGACAAAGAUAGGAAAGGUACUCCCAAAUUGAUCCAAGGCUUACAAUGACAAUGUAAUUUUAACCUAUAAAAUGAUAAAGCGCUUUUUUUUUGCUGGUUUGUUUUCCUGUGUUUAAUCUAUAAACUUAGUUUGUAGACAUGUCAGUCACACUAUGUGAUAUGCAUGAUCAGGAGAAGUAUCUUUUUUAAUUGCCAUGAUAAAACAAUAUGAGGAAUAUAAGUUUGUAUAUCUGCCUUUAGUUUCAUAGCAUUUUAUAUUUAUGGGAUUGAUUCACUCAAUUGGCUGGAUGGUGUUUAAAGAAAAAUGGUGGUGGGGGGGAAGUAACAUGACUACUUUACAAGUGCUUGAGCAAGGAUAAACAGAAGUAACUAUGCAGAUAUGGGAUGAUUUACUUUUGAAGUCAUUGAAUCUUGGCUUGGCUUGCUUGCCUUGUCUUAAUAAGAUUAUUUUAAGUGACAAUUCUAAAGCAACUUGAGUGUCAAGAAUACCAGUUUAUGUUGUGUAUUCAGAGUUCUUGAGUGAAAAGAAUGUCUAACUGUAGCUCUAAUUAAAUGUCUUCCCAUUUUCUCAGUUGCAUAAAUGUUUGCAUGAUCCAGCUACCUUCAAUAUACACUCGUUCAAACAUUGAAUGUUACUGCAUACUUUCGCUAAAACUGCAAUAGAUUGCAUCCUAGUUGAAAGAAUUUGAACCGAGACACAUUUCAAAUAACGUUUUAUAACAAAUUACUCUGCUCUUUUAAAAAAAAAUCAAUGUAUUCUUCUGGCAUAUAUUUGAUUUGAUUAAUUUUUAACUCUUUAUUAAAAUUAAAAGUUCACUUGCAGCAAAACUUUGAAAGACGUGAUUGAAAACAUUUUAUAAAUGUUAUACCUCUCUCCACUAGGUUCAUGAUAAAUAAUUCAGUAUUUACUUCAAAAAUGUUAAAAGGUUUCUGAGCUAACUUUUUAUAGUUAUGGAAAAUGUAUGUGUAGAAAGUUCAUACAUGUUUAAUGCUUUUUGCUUGACUUUGGGAAUUUUCACUAUACUCUUGUGUUAAUAAAUUUGGGCUUGCUAACAAUUUCUGUAGCUGUGUCAGCUGUGAAAUUUGACUUUAGCAUCCUGAAAGAUUUUCCACAAAUGUAAACUACUUGUACAAUACAUAAAU
Mobula hypostoma (lesser devil ray) is the source of this 4007-nucleotide messenger RNA. It is a transcript of the gene pkp1a, whose product is annotated as plakophilin-1. The transcript is spliced from 14 exons. NCBI's taxonomy places the organism in Eukaryota, Metazoa, Chordata, Chondrichthyes, Myliobatiformes, Myliobatidae. Gene Ontology annotation, molecular function: cadherin binding. The coding region runs from base 111 to 2330 and encodes 739 amino acids. Gene Ontology annotation, cellular component: plasma membrane; adherens junction; cytoplasm. Gene Ontology annotation, biological process: intermediate filament bundle assembly; cell-cell junction assembly; cell-cell adhesion. The record is from RefSeq and is a predicted model, not a curated record.